CGCAAAACUGGAGGCUCCUCCGCUGCGGAGAGAGGAACAGAGAGGAGGGGGGGAGGCAGAGGGUGAUCAUCACUCCACAGCGCAGCAGCAUCAUGGCUCCUAUCGGAUUAAAGGCGGUGGUCGGAGAAAAGAUUAUGAAUGAUGUGAUCAAGAAGGUGAAGAAGAAGGGAGAGUGGAAGGCGCUGAUUGUGGACCAGCUGAGCAUGAGGAUGUUGUCCUCCUGCUGCAAGAUGACAGACAUCAUGACGGAGGGCAUUACAAUUGUGGAGGAUAUCAACAAACGGCGGGAGCCUCUCCCCAGCCUGGAGGCCAUUUACCUGAUUACACCUACAGAGAAGUCUGUCAACACCCUCAUUGCAGACUUCAAAGACCCACAUUCGUCCAAAUACAAGGCAGCCCACGUGUUCUUCACAGACUCAUGCCCUGACCCUCUCUUCAAUGAGGUGGUCAAAAGCCGUGCUUCCAAAGUGGUGAAGACGCUGACAGAGAUCAACAUCGCAUUCCUGCCCUACGAGUCUCAGGUGUACUCUUUGGACAACCCAGACGCUUUCCACAGUUUUUACAGCCCUCAUAAGACCCAGCUGAAGAACCCGGUGAUGGAGAGGCUGGCCGAGCAGUUGGCCACGCUCUGCGCCACCCUGAAAGAGUACCCUGCUGUCAGAUACAGAGGAGAGUACAAAGACAACGCCACCCUGGCUCAGCUGGUUCAAGACAAACUGGAUGCUUACAAGGCUGAUGACCCCACCAUGGGAGAGGGUCCAGACAAAGCCCGCUCACAGCUGAUCAUCCUGGACCGGGCCUUUGACCCCGUGUCACCUGUCCUGCAUGAGCUUACCUUCCAGGCCAUGGGCUAUGACCUACUGCCCAUCGAAAACGACGUCUACAAGUAUGAUACCAGCGGCAUUGGGGACUCUCGUACCAAAGAGGUUCUCCUGCAUGAAGAUGAUGACCUGUGGGUGAGCCUGAGACACAAACACAUAGCUGAGGUGUCCCAGGAAGUGACGCGCCAACUGAAGGAGUUCUCCGCCAGCAAGAGGAUGAACACCGGGGAAAAGACCACUAUGAGGGAUCUGUCACAGAUGCUGAAGAAGAUGCCUCAGUACCAAAAAGAGCUCAGUAAGUACUCAACCCACCUGCAGCUGGCUGAGGACUGCAUGAAGCACUAUCAGGGAACGGUGGACAAGCUGUGCCGCGUAGAGCAGGAUUUGGCAAUGGGCACAGACGCUGAGGGAGAGAAGAUCAAAGACCCCAUGAGGGCCAUCGUGCCCAUCCUGCUGGAUGCCAACGUCACCACAUACGACAAGAUCCGCAUCAUCCUGCUCUACAUCUUCCUCAAGAAUGGAAUCACGGAGGAGAACCUGAACAAGCUGAUCCAACACGCUCAGAUUCCCCCGGAGGACAGUGAGAUCAUCACCAACAUGGCUCACCUGGGCGUCCCUAUCAUCACAGAUUCGACCCUCCGUCGGGGGAAGAAGAUGGACAGGAAGGAGCGUGUGAGCGAGCAGACCUAUCAGCUGUCCCGCUGGACGCCACUGGUCAAAGACAUCAUGGAGGACGCCAUUGAAGAUAAGCUGGACACCAAACACUAUCCCUACAUCUCUACUCGCUCCUCCGCCUCGUUCAGCACCACCGCAGUCAGUGCUCGGUAUGGACACUGGCACAAGAACAAGACACCUGGAGAGUACCGCACCGGACCACGGGUCAUGGUCUUCAUCCUCGGUGGUGUGUCCUUCAGCGAGAUGCGCUGUGCCUAUGAAGUCACACAGGCCAAUGGGAAGUGGGAAGCUAUCAUCGGAUCGACCAGCAUCUUCACCCCCACCACCCUUCUGGAACAGCUGAAGGCCAUGAACAAACCAGACGAGGAAGUGGCGAGCUAAGAUCAUCCAACCACAUCUCUAUGCUCUGGUCCUCAAAGCCCCGCCUCCCUGUUUUACCGCCAAAACUCCCCCAACCAGAUCCUUUAUGUGUAUGCAUCUUGCUUGAAAAUAAAAAGUUAGAUUCUAAAAUAUAAACAUAUAUGUCUUAUGAGAGAAUAAACUGUUGGUAUUCUAAUGUUUUUGCAACCUAAAAGAUUUAGUAAGAACUGAAUAUCAGAAGAGAGUUUGAAACAGAAAGUACCAAAACGGCACAUUGUUCCCCCUCUGGGUCGUCUGCCGCUCUCCGAGGGGAUCAUGCUGUAAAAUAAAUCCGUCUCCAUGCAAUGUGUGUGUAAACAAAAAGUUCCCGCCCAUUUUGGUGUUCAGUAGCAUGCUUGGAUUUGUCUUUGUUUCAGGUGUGAGUGUUGUUUUUUAAAUGUUCAGGUUGAAUACGCCAACAACACGUUUUGAGUCUCUAGGACGGGGAAUAUCCUGCUGGAGAAUGUGCACAUCUGAAGAGGGAACAUCCUUACCCGGGUUAUGUGGGGGCGCUCCCAAAUGUUGCUUUCUGUGGCGAAGCUGAACGUCUGUGACGUGAGAGCAAUGUUUGAUCCCCCUCCUCUGAAGAAGCACAGAGUCGGACAGAGAAGAAUAAUAGCUGAAGUGGAUUUCCGAUCAUUGGUAGAGGUCAUCACAGAGACUGAUACUCAAAACAUAGUCGUGGGUCGAAGUAUUCAGUGAAAACACUUGUUUGAGGAACAUAAAACAGCCCCGUUCUGCCCUUCAGUCUGGCUCUUUAGACUGUUUUUUUCGUAGCACUUUCCCUGAACUUUUCAAACACUCCACAUCCUAAAUGUUGAAGGCCAUUGCUUGCCGAUAUUUAAAAAGGGCCGUUUGUAUUUCAGUAUUGUAUCCUGUCGGAUCCCGUCAUGGUCCUUGGCGGCGUUGGUUGGGCCAUGCUCGGGGUAGUGCUGUGUAUUUGUUGCGUCUUUGCUGUUGAAUGGUGACUUUCCCGGCUUGCUGUAGUAAAACUUUUCCUUUAAAAUGCCAAACGUGAAGCCGCUGUGUUUGUGGUGCUUUAGCUGUAGAUGUUAGUGAAAUAAAAACAUAUAUCAUUUCUCUGUCUCUUUACUUCUUCUGUGCGAUGUAAAAUCCUUCUGGUGAAUGGCUUUGCAAGGAAAAAUAAAAUAUUCCCCGGCCACUUCUCUGUUCCUUCCUUUUUGAGUUCUAUAUUGCACUAUAAUGCAUUUUGUGUGGCACAAAUGCUUGAUUUUUGUUUUUUUAUUCUGUUUGACGCUGUAUAGGGUUAAUGCUGUUAAAUCUUUUGAUUUAAAUCAAAGUAAUUUAUUAGUAGAGAGUGAUGCUGAAACAUGAAUUUGUCCUGAAGUCGUCUCACUUACUGGGAUUGUACGUUUGCAAGUGUUGAAGCACAAAAAGUACUUCCAUGUGUUAAUAAUGUGUAAGGCUGUCUAAUAAAUUGGCUUCCAUUAUACCAUA
Oryzias latipes (Japanese medaka) is the source of this 3353-nucleotide messenger RNA. It is a transcript of the gene stxbp1a, whose product is annotated as syntaxin binding protein 1a. Gene Ontology annotation, biological process: vesicle-mediated transport. NCBI's taxonomy places the organism in Eukaryota, Metazoa, Chordata, Actinopteri, Beloniformes, Adrianichthyidae. The record is from RefSeq and is a predicted model, not a curated record.